This is a messenger RNA of Rhodofomes roseus, 1187 nucleotides long. RefSeq lists its product as uncharacterized. NCBI's taxonomy places the organism in Eukaryota, Fungi, Basidiomycota, Agaricomycetes, Polyporales, Fomitopsidaceae. The record is from RefSeq and is a predicted model, not a curated record. Bases 102 to 1019 code for a protein of 305 amino acids. The transcript has 4 exons. Gene Ontology annotation, molecular function: oxidoreductase activity.
GUCAUAAUCCCGCAAGAGGGCCAAGCGCACCACACCCGAAAUGUAUAAAAGGGCUCGCGGGCAGGCAACCAACCUAACUUCAAUCCACGACUACAUCAGCGAUGGCCACAGCUUCACAGACGACUUACAAGCCAAAUGACGCCUUCGUGGCGUCGAAGCUCUUCUCUCUAGAUGGAUUCAAAGCCGUCGUGACUGGCGGCGGUACGGGCAUUGGCCUGAUGAUCACCCAGGCCCUCGUCGCGAACGGCGCGAAGGUCUACAUCACCGGACGCAGGCAGGACGCUCUCGACAACGUCGUGCAGCGGUACGGGCCCGGGGGAAAGAUAGUCGGGAUCUCGGCCGACAUCACGAAGCGCGACGAUGUGCUGCGUCUCGCGAAGAAGGUCCAAGAGCUAGAGCCCGAGGGCAUCCAGCUGCUUGUGAACAACGCUGGUGUAGCGAAGGAGAAGGCGACUACGACCUAUUCGAAGCAAGGUGAACCGGACAUGCACGACGCAAACGCGAUCGCGGAGCACCUACUCAAGGCGACGCAUGAAUCCUGGGCGGAGACGUUCGAGACAAAUGUCACGGCGCAGUACUUCACAGCGGCGGCGUUCAUCCCGCUGCUGUCGAAGGGCACCGCGAACACGCACGGGUACUCAGCCAGCAUCGUCAACGUCGCGUCCAUCAGCGGCAUGAUGCGUACGUCGUCCUCUGGCCAGUUCGCGUACGCCGCCUCCAAGGCCGCGAUGCUCCAUCUGUCGAAGCUGCUGGGCACGACGCUCGCGCAGGCGAAGAUCCGCGUGAACACCAUCUGCCCUGGGAUCUUCCCGUCCGAGAUGACUGCUGAUAGCUCGGACGAGGCGAACAAGUCGCGCCUGCAGGACGCCGGCAAGUCGUUGCCUGCGGGCAGGAGCGGCGACGAUGGCGACAUGGCGGCGGCGAUUGUGUAUCUGGUCGGUCCAAACUCGAACUUCCUGAACGGUCAGGUGUUGCAUCCGGAUGGGGGAGCGGUUUUGACAAGCCCCGCGACGGCGUGAAGGUGUUGAUACACUGGUCGUUGUUGUUCGGUGUUAAUUAGCAAAUGUAGCUCUAGUGUAUUCCUGUAGCAAGUCAACCAAACGUGUAUACUUCUAUGUCGUCUGACUCCCCGGAUAAUGAGCUCGAGAUCUCGGUGCUUGAGCUUGAAGCGUUUGAGUUAAGUAUGU